Molecule: messenger RNA, 1755 nt
Organism: Clavispora lusitaniae ATCC 42720
Lineage: Eukaryota; Fungi; Ascomycota; Pichiomycetes; Serinales; Metschnikowiaceae
Product: amino acid permease
Biological process (GO): amino acid transmembrane transport
Cellular component (GO): membrane
Molecular function (GO): amino acid transmembrane transporter activity
Source: RefSeq, a predicted model, not a curated record
AUGCCCGAAAAAGAGUUGAAUUACAUUGCAACUAAUGAGGUAUCCUCAGACAAAGGUGGAAUAAUCCACGUCAAUGUUUUCGAGGAACAAGACAACAAACCGCCCAUGGGAAGAUGGGAGAACUUUGUAGAUGGGUUCCGGCGUGUUGACGAAGCCGAAUUGGGCCUAGACCCCAAUUUGUCCGAGGCAGAGAAGAUCGCCAUCAUCACUGCCAACUCGCCUUUAUCGAGGUCUUUGAAACCAAGGCAUUUGCAAAUGAUUGCCAUUGGUGGUGCUAUUGGAACAGGUUUAUUUCUUGGAUCGGGUAAGGUCUUGAGAACAGGUGGUCCCGCGUCCGUAGUGAUUGCCUACAUCUUGAUUGGAUGUAUGAUUUUCAGUACUGUGCAUGCUUUGGGAGAGUUGGCGGUGACAUUCCCAGUGUCAGGUGCUUUUGUCACUUACACAACCAGAUUUAUUGAUCCAUCUUGGGGUUUCGCCAUGGCUUGGAACUAUGCUUUGGGAUGGAUUGUUGUGUUCCCGUUGGAAUUGGUUGCUGCUUCGAUCGCUGUAUCAUAUUGGGAUUCAACAACGAAUCCGGCCGCAUUUGUCGCUGCCUUUUAUUUCUUUAUUGUCUUUGUCAAUUUCUUUGGCGUUAAGGGUUAUGGAGAAGCCGAGUUCAUCUUCUCAGCCAUUAAAGUGACGGCCGUUGUUGGCUUCAUUAUUUUGGGCAUAGUUUUGGUUUGUGGUGGCGGACCUAAGGGUGGCUACAUUGGAGGAAAGUACUGGCACCACCCAGGUUCCUUCCACAAUGGAUUUAAAGGACUCUGUUCUGUUUUUGUUACUGCUGCAUUCGCCUUCGGAGGAACAGAGUUGGUUGGUUUGGCUGCGGCAGAAACAGCUAACCCAAGAAAGUCUUUACCUUCGGCCACAAAACAGGUUUUCUGGAGAAUUUCCUUGUUUUAUGUUGUAUCGUUGAUUUUGGUCGGCUGUUUGGUUCCUUAUAAUGAUCCUACUUUGGCUAACAGUGACGGAACCGCACGUUAUUCUCCUUUUGUCAUUGCAAUCAAAAACGCUGGUAUCAGCGGCUUACCUUCUGUUAUGAACGUGGUUAUCAUGGUUGCUGUCUUGUCUGUUGGAAACUCGUCUGUUUUUGCUUCUUCUAGAACAUUAACUGCUUUGGCUGCUGCUGGUCAGGCGCCAAAGUUCUUUGGUUACAUCGACAAGAGAGGAAGACCAUUAUACGGUAUCAUUACCCAAUUACUCUUCGGUUUGAUCUGCUUCAUUUCUGCUUCUCAUAAGCAAGGAAUUGCUUUUGAUUGGAUGUUGGCUCUUUCCGGUUUGUCUUCUCUUUUCACCUGGGGAUCGAUCUGUUUGUGUCACAUUAGAUUCAGAUAUGCCCUCAAGUUCCAGGGUAGAAAUACCGAUGAACUCGCCUUUACCUCCCAGGUUGGAGUUAUUGGCUCGUACUUCGGUCUCAUUUUCAACAUUUUGGUGCUCAUUGCCCAGUUUUGGAUUGCAGUUUGGCCUGUUGGAGGAAAACCCAACGCAAACGACUUUUUCCAGUCUUACUUAUCUGCGCCUGUUGUUUUGGCUUUCUACUUGGGCCACAAGAUCUGGAAAAAGAACUGGAAACUCUACAUUAAGGUGGAGGAUCUUGACAUUGACACGGGUCGCAGAGACUUGGACCUCGAUCUUUUGAAGCAAGAACUUGCUGAAGAGAGGGCACAUAUUGCAAGCUUACCUUUCUAUAAAAGAGCCUAUCAUGUGAUGUGUUGA